Messenger RNA from Ipomoea nil (Japanese morning glory), 1059 nucleotides. Its product is annotated as F-box/kelch-repeat protein At1g80440-like. Gene Ontology annotation, biological process: regulation of phenylpropanoid metabolic process; negative regulation of cytokinin-activated signaling pathway. NCBI's taxonomy places the organism in Eukaryota, Viridiplantae, Streptophyta, Magnoliopsida, Solanales, Convolvulaceae. The record is from RefSeq and is a predicted model, not a curated record. Gene Ontology annotation, molecular function: protein binding. Bases 1 to 1059 code for a protein of 352 amino acids. The transcript has a single exon.
AUGGAGCUGAUUCCCGGUCUUCCCAACGACGUAGCUCAUGAAUGUCUUAUUCGGAUUUCGGUUGAUCAGUUAUCCAAGGCUGCAUCUGUGUGUAGAGCAUGGAACGCUCUGAUUAAGCAGCCGGAAUUCUGCCGCCGCUUCUGGAAAGCUUCUGCUCUAACCCGACCUGUCAUUGUCAUGGCUCAGAGAAUGGAUGGUUUAACAGAAUCGGAUCCACCGUUUUACCGGCUCACGCUAUUCGAGCCGGUGAAAAGACGUUGGUGCGAUAUUCCGCCGAUACCGGAGAUGGUGGAAGGGAUGCCGGUGUUCUGUAGCGUAGUCGGAAUUGGACCGGAGCUGGCGGUGAUAGGCGGUCUCGACCCGGUUACACGGCAGUUUCAGAAUUCAGUUUUCAUCUACAACUUCUUAUCCGCCACAUGGAGGCGCGGGGCCGACAUGCCAGGCGAGAAUCGAAGGUUCUUCGGAUGCGCGGCAUCGGCGGCGGAGGACGGGACAGUGGUGGUCGCCGGCGGAGAGAAUAGGGACAAUUACUGGCUGAAAUCAACGUUGGCGUACGACGUGGCAAGGGACAAGUGGACAACGUUGUCACACAUGUCAAUUGGCCGAACCGAGUGCACGUGCGUAUUCCACCGUGGCAAGUUCCACGUACUCGGCGGCUUUAACAAGGACACACGAGACGAUUCUAAACAAAUCAUAGAAACACUCGAUCUCGUCACUCGUCAAUGGCACAUAACCAACAUAGUCACAGACUAUCUCAUCAUACAUCCGCAGUGUACCUACGUGGAGAUUGACGAGAAAAUAUACACAAUCAAGGGAAUACGUGACGUGGUUGCAUUAGAGGACACCACGUGGGUGUUCGUCACACAAGUCCCAAAAUAUACACACUCUGUGGCAUGGGUGACAGGGUGGCAGGGGAAUAUUAUGGUUAUUCCAAGUGUAAAAUAUGGUGAAGCUAAGAGAGCUUAUAUGCUGGAAUUGAAAACUAAGAAAUGGACCAAAGUAAAAAUCCCAAGUGAGUAUCGUGGCUCCGUUCAGUCGAGUUGUUGUAUACACAUUUAA